CAGCCGUGAGGCUGGGAUCGUGAGGGUAGCCGGCACUGCAGGAAACUCUGGAGCUGACAGAGAGACAGAAAGAAACAGGUCCUAGACUGAACCCCUCCUCCCCACCUUAAUAUGAGGUGGCCAGGAGUUGUUGGCCCCACAGCCUUCCUCUAUCGGGGGCUUCUCAUUACCCUCUUCCUAUGGGAAGCAACUGGAGAAAGCAAGCAGCCAGAAAGCCAGGUGUGCUCCCGCCAUGUCUUGCGAAUCCCUCUAGUCUACAAUGAGACAUAUGCCAAGCCUCAGCAUCAACCCUACCUGACACUGUGCCCUGGGCCUCGGGUCUGCAGCACCUACAGGACGACAUACCGGGUGGCCACGCGGCAGGUGAAGAAGGAGAUCCUGCAAGGCAGUGUGAUCUGCUGCCAAGGAUGGAAGAAACGGCAUGUGGGAGACCAGAAGUGUGAGGAAGCUGUCUGCCACAAACCAUGUCAGAAUGGAGGCACCUGUGUUCAGCCAAACCAGUGUCAAUGCCAGCCGGGCUGGGGGGGACGGUACUGCCAUGUUGAUUUGGACGAGUGCCGGGCACCUGUUUCCCUCUGUGCACAGCACUGCGUUAACACCCCAGGGAGCUAUUAUUGCCAGUGUGACCCCGGCUAUACUCUGGGUCCAGAUGGCAAAAGCUGCAUUCUGCUUCCUACAGCCCAGGCUGCACCUGGGCCCAGCAGCAAAGGGGUGCGUGUUUGGAGAGACAAAGGUGCUGAGGAUUGGGGAUCCAAGGAGGCAGAAGAGCAAAGACUGGGGCCUAUUUCUCAUGGCAAACCCACAGAACAAACGUCAGCGAUGCAGGAGAAGAUCUCCAAUGAAGUCCAGGAACUUCAAGUGAAGCUACAGCAGCUAGAAAAGCGCCUGGAUCGUGCAAUUUCUGCCCUGCCACCCUCCCUGGAACCAACCCAACUGAAAGAGUUGUGGAGCCGCCUUCAAUACCUUGACCAGGUGGAAUCGCUCAGUGACCAGCUCCUGUUUCUUGAAGAGAAACUGGGGGAUUGUGCCUGUCAGAAUGGCAAAAAUGGCUUUGGCUACGAUAUCGCCCGGUGAUGUCAGGACUCAAAGUAGAAUUUGGGGUAACCCCCCCCCCCCGCCUUUCUUGAUGACUCCUAACCAUACUGGUAGUGGCUGCUGGGCCCUCCCAUUAAUAUCUGGCCCUUAUUUAUGCUAAAUGAGCACAAAUGGUAAUUCCUUCAAAGCAAGGUUCAAAGAGCAAGAGGGCAGUCUCAGGUGACUCAACUAGCAUUGGGCAUGCUGGGCACAAGUUUCUGAGUCACACAGGAUUCUUUGGGGAGCAUUCAAGGCCAAGCAAGACAUCAGGCACAUACAAGACAAUAUGAAAGCAAUUUUAAGACCUUUUUAGUUCAAUAAGGGACAGGUGAACUCUCCCAAUUGAAAUCAAGGGUACUUAAAACUGUUUAGCUAGGGUCUGACCAUUCUCAUUUUUUCAAAAAAAAAAUCAAUAAAAGUAAUGUGGCCUGUCCAGAUGGUAAUUUUGCUAGUAUCUUAAUACAUCAAAAAGAGCAGUUCCUGCUAGGAAAGAUGGAAAGCAGGAGGAAGUCGUCCACCAGUUUGCAAGAUCUGAGCAAGGCUGUUAAUGAUGGGGUGUUCUGGAGGUCUUUCAUAGGGUCACCAUAUGUCAGAAGCGACUUGAUGGCACACAACACAUACAAAUUCCCAUGCCAAAGUCCAUCGUUGAUAUUUCUUCGCUAGCCCCCCCCCCCCCAAUUUUUGUUUUCA
This is a messenger RNA of Eublepharis macularius, 1764 nucleotides long. RefSeq names its product EGF like domain multiple 8 (gene EGFL8). Gene Ontology annotation, biological process: anatomical structure development. The record is from RefSeq and is a predicted model, not a curated record. The transcript has 10 exons. NCBI's taxonomy places the organism in Eukaryota, Metazoa, Chordata, Lepidosauria, Squamata, Eublepharidae. The coding region runs from base 112 to 1074 and encodes 320 amino acids. Gene Ontology annotation, cellular component: cell surface; extracellular region. Gene Ontology annotation, molecular function: signaling receptor binding; calcium ion binding.